Microtus ochrogaster (prairie vole) is the source of this 2578-nucleotide messenger RNA. It is a transcript of the gene Psmd11, whose product is annotated as proteasome 26S subunit, non-ATPase 11. The transcript is spliced from 13 exons. The coding region runs from base 48 to 1121 and encodes 357 amino acids. Gene Ontology annotation, molecular function: protein binding. Lineage: Eukaryota; Metazoa; Chordata; Mammalia; Rodentia; Cricetidae. The record is from RefSeq and is a predicted model, not a curated record.
UGUGUGUUUCCGGCGCCGGCGGCCGGCGACGGUGUGAGAGCGGUAAGAUGGCGGCCGCAGCGGUGGUGGAGUUCCAGAGAGCUCAGUCCCUACUCAGCACCGACCGGGAGGCCUCCAUCGACAUCCUCCACUCCAUCGUGAAACGUGACAUUCAAGAAAAUGAUGAGGAGGCAGUCCAGGUCAAAGAGCAGAGCAUCCUUGAACUGGGGUCUCUCCUGGCGAAGACUGGACAAGCUGCUGAGCUUGGAGGACUCCUGAAGUAUGUACGACCUUUCUUGAAUUCCAUCAGUAAGGCUAAAGCAGCUCGUCUGGUCCGAUCUCUUCUUGAUUUGUUUCUUGAUAUGGAAGCAGCUACAGGGCAGGAGGUCGAGCUAUGUUUAGAGUGCAUCGAAUGGGCCAAAUCAGAGAAAAGAACUUUCUUACGCCAGGCAUUGGAGGCAAGGUUGGUGUCUUUGUAUUUUGAUACUAAGAGGUACCAGGAAGCAUUGCAUCUGGGUAUUAUUCAUGCAGCAGAGGAGAAGGACUGGAAAACUGCUUACUCAUACUUCUAUGAGGCAUUUGAAGGCUAUGACUCCAUUGAUAGCCCCAAGGCCAUCACAUCUCUGAAGUACAUGUUAUUGUGCAAAAUCAUGCUCAACACCCCUGAAGAUGUCCAGGCUUUGGUGAGCGGAAAGCUUGCACUUCGGUAUGCAGGGAGGCAGACAGAAGCAUUGAAAUGUGUGGCUCAAGCUAGCAAAAACAGAUCACUGGCAGAUUUUGAAAAGGCCCUGACAGACUACCGGGCAGAGCUCCGGGAUGACCCAAUCAUCAGCACACAUUUGGCCAAGUUGUAUGAUAACUUACUGGAACAGAAUCUGAUCCGGGUCAUUGAACCUUUUUCCCGAGUACAGAUUGAACACAUAUCUAGUCUCAUCAAACUCUCCAAGGCCGACGUGGAAAGAAAAUUAUCACAGAUGAUUCUUGACAAGAAGUUUCACGGGAUUUUGGACCAGGGGGAGGGCGUUCUGAUCAUUUUCGAUGAACCCCCAGUAGAUAAAACUUACGAAGCUGCUCUGGAAACAAUUCAGAACAUGAGUAAAGUAGUGGACUCCCUCUACAACAAAGCCAAAAAGCUGACAUAGAGUUGGAUCAGUAGCGGUUCUUUGGAGAGUGUGUGUGGCGGGAGAGUGAACCCUUGGGGAAAUGCUAGGAGAUUCUUUUCUUUCUGUUCUACUUUUCGCUCGGAAAGUUUUUAACCCUCAUUGGUGCAUCUGUAUCCAGCGAUAGGCGGCCAGUUCUCAUGUAAUCAGCACUGGCCAACAUGGGAGUGGGGAAAUUGCUUAAAAAAAAAAGAAAAAAGAAAAAAAAAGAUUCUAAAUAAAAGGAAAAAGGCUUACACUACCUAAAGCUGUGCUCUCUGCCUCCUGGGAGAGGGCCGCAAAGCCAGGCACCCCGCCAACCACUGGGGAUCCUCAUCCACCUGCUGGGCGCCACCUCUCCUCCUCUUCAGAAUUGGGUGUUUGCUGACCAUCAAAAGCAAUGACUUUUUAUUCUGUUUGUACUGAACCAAAACAAACAACUGUGUAUAGACUGCUGUUUUCUUUGUUAUUUGAAACGAGGCGUUGGUGUGCUCUCCCUUACCCUCUUUGACUUUGGCUCCAGCAGACUACCUGAAAGGCCGGCUGUGGAGCCACUGCAAAAGGCUCUGCUCUGACCUGUGAAAGAAUGGGAACAAGUCCAGGAGCUAGUGUCCACUACGGGCAGGCACAGUGUGGGCCUCAGCCCUCAGGGUGCCUGCUGUGCACAUGGCUUUCUUUAACACAGUAACUAGAUUAGACAGCAGUGUUUUAACCACCCCUCCUCCCCUCUUUGCUUUCCUUUCCUCUAUUUCCUUUCAGCCGGGAGACCAUAUCCUUUCUCUUUCCCCUCUAGAGGAGUUGGGUUGUCUGAACUCCAUCUGCUGCUUUCCCUCUCUACCCUUCUCUCCUGAUGUCAGAUGGAACUAUCCCUUUUCAAAACAGUAACAUCGGGAAUGAGGCUGGGUGGUUUUAAUUUAAAUUACAAAACAAAAAAAAAACCAAAACAACCAAACCGAAACUUUGUUGGGUUUGAAGCACCCUCAUGCCCCCUUUCCAGACUGUCUUCCUCUGCCUCUUAAGAGUGUGAGCUGACGGGGUGGCGCUGUUUUAGCAUGCUUUGUUUCUGAUGCAGUUCCUUAGCAGGCUUUGAUGCCAUUUGGGCAGGUGAACGCCUGCACCUUUGCUGUCCCCACCGUGCUGUGCCCUCUCAUCCACUCUGUCUCUCCCCUCCCCUGACUCCUUCCUGCUGCCCCCUUUUCUCAGACUGUCCUUCCAGGUUUUGGUAAUAGAUCUCUAUUUUGUAAAAGGUUUUGUUGUACCAGGUUUUGCAUCUCCACUAAAUCUGACUGGCUUUCAUUUUCCUCUCAAAAUCAGGUUUUGUUCUCAGCCACCUUCUCCCCAUCAUGUCCAGUCACUGUUUUGGUUUUGGCACCAUCAAUAUCAAAUGUACAAACGGUUCUUGCUAACCAACACCAGGUAUAUCUGAUGUUCAGAUGAGUUCCAAUAAAAUAAUUUUUUUU